UUCCUGCAGCUCCGCUCGGCUCAGCAGUAGUGCCUUUGAGCUCUCCCGCGACCCGCCGUAGUGUUGUUGGGUUCGCUCGCAAUUUUGUUUUCUCGAAGAAGAUUUGCGUCGUGAAAUUUUGCUCGCAGCCAUGACGACCUCGUUGGCAACCUCGUUCUGCGCUUCCACGGCGCCCCAGGCCCUUGCUUCGCGCCAGGCUCAGCUUUCCGGCACCUCCCUUGUCUGCUCGUCUAGCCCUCAGCCCUCUGUCUCCUUUGCCAGCCCUUUGCUGAUGCAACCCCGUGCGAGUCGGCGGUGCGAUUUGACAGGGAAGAAGGCUAACAAUGGAUACAAGGUCUCGUUCUCUAACCACAGGACGAAGCAUUUGCAGCAACCCAACUUGCAGUACAAGCGGCUCUGGUGGGAGGAGGGCAAACGCUUCGUGAAGCUCCGCAUUUCAACCAAGGCGCUGAAGACGAUCGAGAAGAACGGCCUCCAAGCCAUGGCGAGGAAGGCUGGUAUCAAUCUGGCUGACUACUAGGUCAGUGCCGACUUAAAUUAUUUUUUAUCAUCUAUAUGAUGAAAUUCAUAGGAUUUGCACCACAAUUGAGCUUUUCCUCAAACACGAAAUGCAAAAAGAAGGGUUCAUAUUCUUAUCAGGGGAGAGUGAGUACGAUGACGCUCGAGGCUGUACUGAAGUCUUCUUGUUUCAACUGGCUUAUGAUAUCCUUUACAAAUUCCACGUUUCAGCAUGCUGUCAGGCCGAUGUAAUGCCCAGAGGUUGAUUGCUAUGAAUCAGACGUGCCAGAAAAAAGGUUUUACAGUGCAUGUUAUUCAGGGGAAAAUUUUCGGAAGCCUUUCUAUGGUGGAGUUUAUUGUGUCCAACGGCAAUCUGAUUUGUUAAAUGUCAUUAUGAAGAACUUGUUUAUUUGAUGAGUGAAAUGAACUAAUUAUUUAUUCAAGUA
Physcomitrium patens is the source of this 944-nucleotide messenger RNA. RefSeq lists its product as uncharacterized. Gene Ontology annotation, cellular component: ribosome. Gene Ontology annotation, biological process: translation. Lineage: Eukaryota; Viridiplantae; Streptophyta; Bryopsida; Funariales; Funariaceae. Gene Ontology annotation, molecular function: structural constituent of ribosome. The record is from RefSeq and is a predicted model, not a curated record.